Asterias rubens (European starfish) is the source of this 702-nucleotide messenger RNA. RefSeq lists its product as uncharacterized. Bases 1 to 588 code for a protein of 195 amino acids. Lineage: Eukaryota; Metazoa; Echinodermata; Asteroidea; Forcipulatida; Asteriidae. The record is from RefSeq and is a predicted model, not a curated record. The transcript has 2 exons.
AUGAAAGAAUUAUGUUUGUCAAAUAAACAACUUACAAGUUUCCUGAAUAAUUAUUACAAGCAAUCAAACAGAGAUAUUUUUGCCUUUCUGAUUCAGUUUUUCAAUGUAAGAAUUUUUUCUGACUUAAUAAUAUUCUUUUCUUUCUCAGUACGGACCAACACAUGGCAGAACCCUUCUUGCGUCAUAGUGGACCCUAAUUCAGGUCCUUGCUUGGACGUCUUCUUGCGUUACUUUGAUGGCUACGAAUCAGCCAUUGGGGCAGGGGAGCUUGUCCAUCAUGAAUGGGUCGAGUACCUUGGCUACGUUUACGACUACAAUGACGAGAGUGAUACAGAUUGUCAAAUAAGGCAAUCGUCCAAAGGCAACGAAGAAUUCACCAAUGUGACUUGGACAAGGGAUGGCUUCUCAACAUGUACCCAGAGAGACGUAGAUAACUUUAACAGCUGGUGGGAUUUUGUCUGCGCAGGACACUGCACAGAGGAUGAUAACUGCAGGAGAUAUCCCAUCUUUUUUGGGCAACAUCUUUGGAAUAAUUGCUCCUGGGAUGCCGAUGAAGAGAAACCGUCUUAUGAUUUGAGGCUUCCUUGAAGAAAAUUGCUAAAGAAGAUGAGGGGGUGGGCUGGGGAUGAUAAAAUUUGGGUCAGGGUUGCACCAGACAAACAGGGCCCAAUUUCAAAGCUCUAUGAAAUCAGGCCACUUUUU